Molecule: messenger RNA, 2533 nt
Organism: Rubroshorea leprosula
Lineage: Eukaryota; Viridiplantae; Streptophyta; Magnoliopsida; Malvales; Dipterocarpaceae
Source: the annotation of a GenBank genome assembly
AAAUAAUUCCAGCCAUAAAGAGAGAAUUGCUGAUUAAAACUAGACUUAGGAAUCCUGAGUCAGCUUCCUCGAAUCGCAAAUGGAUGUUGUGGGUGAGAAAGCUUUGGGGCCCUAGUUGCCCCAAAGCCACCGGCACUCUGGCUGGCGGCGGCAACACUUGUUACUGCAACAGCGUUUUCCAGGUAAUUACUGAGUUCAGCAGAAGGUUUUAGCAGGUUGUUAAGAGAGGGAUUAGAGUCAUUUAUAGGCUAAUUUUGCCAGAACUUGUUACAGAUGUUGAUGGAGUAAUGCUAUUAGUUUUUGGUUACCCUGGUUCCAUCUGCAGUACAUACUUUUAUAGUGCAUGCCAUCUUCAUGUCGUUUAAUUAUAGGACUGUCUAUAGCCCAAAUCAAAAAAUUCAUACCUUAUAGGUGGAGAAAGGGUGCCAAAGCAGAAGAUAUUCGGUCAAAUCAACCAUUCAAAUUGCAGAAUUCUGAAAAAGCUGUCCUGGAACCAUCUAUUAUAACUAAUGAUGAAUUCAUGAUAAAAAACCUCCUUGCAUCUCUCCAAGAAUAUGCUACCCAAGGCCAGUUAUCGUCAGCAUUCAAAGUCUUUUCUCUUAUCAAGUUCCAUACCUCUUAUUCUGCUUCUGACAACCUUAUCUUAUAUCCUAUCUCUUCACUUCUUUUAUCUUGUACAAACCUUAAAUUGCUUCCGGCGGGCAAGCAGCUUCAUGCCCAAAUUAUGUUUUUGGGUCUGGAACAAUCUCCCAUUCUGGUUCCUAAGCUUGUCUCCUUUUAUUCAACAUUUGAUCUUCUUGAUGAUGCUCGAAUUGUUACUGAGAAUUCAAAUAUUUUGCACCCAUUGUCUUGGAACCUGCUUAUCUCAUCCUAUGUUAGAAAUGGGCUUUUUGAGGAGUCCCUCUGUGCUUAUAAGCACAUGGUUAGCAAGGGGAUUAGACCAGAUAAUUUCACUUACCCAUCUGUUCUGAAGGCUUGUGGAGAGAUAUUGGAUUUGGAGUUGGGGGAAACAGUUCAUAAAUCCAUUAAUGAUAGCUGCAAAGAGUGGUGCUUGUAUGUGCAUAAUGCAUUAAUUUCAAUGUAUGGGAAAUUUGGAGAGGUAGAUGUUGCACGAAGCUUGUUUGAGAAAAUGCCAGAAAGGGACACUGUUUCUUGGAAUACAAUAAUCAGUUGUUUUGCCUCAAGAAGCUUGUGGAAGGAGGCUUUUGAGUUCUUUGAAAAAAUGCAGGUUGAAGUUUUUGAGUUGAGUAUCAUAACUUGCAAUAUCAUAGCUGGAAUGUGCUUGCGAACAGGCAAUUUUAGUGGGACACUACAGUUGUUAUCACAAAUGAGAACUAGUGGCAGUGGUUUGGAUUCAGUGACAAUAAUUUCUGGGCUGGGGGCCUGCUCACAUGUUGGGGCCAUUAAACUGGGAAAAGAAAUUCAUGGUUUUGUCAUUCGCAAUUGUUAUGAUGGAUUUGAUAGUGUUAGAAAUGCUUUGAUUACCAUGUAUUCCAGUUGUGAAGACCUGUGGCAUGCCCAUACUUUAUUUCAGUCAAUAGAAGAAAAAAGUAUAAUUACUUGGAACUCAAUGCUUUCUGGUUAUGCUCACAUGGAUCAACCUGAGGAAGCUUCCUUCCUAUUUAGAGAGAUGUUGCUUUCUGGAGUUGAACCAAAUUAUGUUACAAUUGCCAGCAUCCUGCCUCUUUGUGCCAGAGUGGCUAAUCUGCAACAUGGUAAGGAAUUCCAUUGCUACCUUACAAGGCGUGAAGUGUUUAAAAAUUAUUUGUUACCAUGGAAUGCACUUGUGGACAUGUAUGCAAGAUCAGGAAAAAUUCUAGCAGCUAAAAGAGUGUUUGAUUUAAUGGAAAGGAGGGAUGGAGUGACUUAUACCUCCUUGAUUGCUGGGUAUGGGAUGCAGGGAAAAGGAGAAACUGCACUGAAACUGUUUAAGGAGAUGAUUGAGCUCCAAAUAAAACCAGAUGAUAUAACCAUGGUAGCGGUUCUAUCAGCAUGCAGCCAUUCUGGUUUAGUAGCUGAAGGUCAAAUGUGGUUCCAAAAGAUGCAAAGCAUCCAUGGUAUAAUUCCUACAUUGGAGCACUUUGAUUGCAUGGUUGAUCUCUAUGGGAGGGCUGGUAUGUUGAAUAAAGCAAUGGAAACUAUUUCAAGAAUGCCCUACAAACCAAGCCCUGCCACAUGGGCCGCAUUGAUAGGAGCUUGUCGGAUACAUGGUAAUACAGAUGUAGGGGAAUGGGCAGCUGAGAAACUGUUGGAGUUAAGGCCUGAAAAUUCAGGUUACUAUGUAUUGAUUGGUAAUAUGUAUGCAGCAGCUGGUCGUUGGGAAAAGGUAGCAAAAGUUAGGACUUUCAUGCAGGACUUAGGUGUCAGGAAAGCUCCCAGCUGCUCCCCUAGAUUGAUGUGGGCUCAAAAUUUUCAAGCUCUAAACGUGGGAAAACAAAGGAGUUUUUUUUAACAUGUGUCUUAAUAAUAGAGGAUAAUGAUUUUUUUUUUUGGUUAUAAAUGUAUCUAAAAAAUAUAAAAUCUAGUAUUAAUU